Lodderomyces oxycetoniae is the source of this 2280-nucleotide messenger RNA. RefSeq names its product putative tyrosine protein phosphatase (gene MIH1). Gene Ontology annotation, cellular component: nucleus; cytoplasm. The coding region runs from base 1 to 2280 and encodes 759 amino acids. The record is from RefSeq and is a predicted model, not a curated record. Gene Ontology annotation, molecular function: protein tyrosine phosphatase activity. The transcript has a single exon. Gene Ontology annotation, biological process: positive regulation of G2/M transition of mitotic cell cycle; positive regulation of G2/MI transition of meiotic cell cycle; G2/M transition of mitotic cell cycle. NCBI's taxonomy places the organism in Eukaryota, Fungi, Ascomycota, Pichiomycetes, Serinales, Debaryomycetaceae.
AUGGACUCAACUAUACUGCUAUCUACCGUUUCAUCACCAAAAGGCAUAAAAAGAGAUAGACCUCUAAGCUCAUACACAGAGCAUAGCAUUGAACUGGAAGGUAACGAGGAAAACAACAGUCUAGAUGAAAAUAAAUGUCUUUUGGAUGAAGCAACUCCGUUCACAACUAAAACGCAAGCGCUUAAUUCGUUUUCACGCAAACUUUUCUUACAAAAGCAAAAAUCGCCUUCUUCACCCUCAAUAGCUACUACCCCUACAAGGGCACCGCUUAGGACUUUAUCAUCUUCGGUUAAACAAAAAACUAAAGCGUUUACCAAAUCAAUGACGUCAGCUGUUUCCAAAUCGUCGCAAAAUUUUUUCUUUACAAAUUUGAGCAUGUCUUCUAAAGUCAUUGAGUCUGGAACCGAUGGAAAGUGUAAUGACGAAAGAGAAGAAGAAGAAGAGGAGGAGGAGGAGGAAAAGGAGAAGCAGGAAGAAGAAGAAGAUACGGAUGAGGAUGCGGAUGCGGAUGAUGGUGACGAUGGUUGCGAUGACACUUUUGAAACUAUCAAUGUUGAAUUUUCAAUGCAACGUGAAUCUAGCCAUCAAGGAAAGGAACAAAAGUUUCAGUCACAAAAUGGAAAUUUCCUACCUACUUCACCUAGUUCACCUACAUUGACUCGACUCUCCUCACAAGCUCAUUCAAAAGCAAACAUGAGAAGAUUCCAUUCCCUUUGUGAAAUACAACAAGAUUUCGACAGCUUUUUAUUAAAAGAGGACAACUCACAUUUGGGGCAUUCUACCAUAGAGACGUUUCCACUGGGAAGUGAUAUACUACCUCGUAUAAACGAAGAUCAAUUGUACAAGAUUCUUUGUGGCGAGCAUCAUGAAGAAUUUGACGACUUUAUCAUCAUUGAUUGUCGAUUCGAUUACGAAUUCGAAGGUGGGCACAUUGUAAAUGCAUUGAACAUCUCAACAAAGGAAUCCCUAGAGGAGAAAUUUAUUAAAAAUGUGAAAAAGGAUGAUAAGAAAAGGCUAAUCAUAUUUCAUUGCGAGUUCAGUGUUUUUCGUGGUCCAUUAAUGGCUAAACAUUUAAGAAAAUGUGAUCGAAUGAUGAAUCGAACAUCAUAUCCUUACUUGUCAUAUCCCGAUAUAGUCGUACUCGACGGCGGGUACAAGAAUUUUUUUACAAAAUAUAAUGGAUUAUUUUGUGACCCGUGCAAUUAUGUCGAGAUGAAAGACCUCAAACAUAAACAAAAAUGUGAAUAUCACCUCAACCGCGUAAGAAAGAAUGAUAAACUAUUGAUGAGAGCCAAGUCUUUUAAUCAAUUUGGCUUGGCUUCACAGCUGGUACUGGAUUUUUGGACCACCAGUGAUGAAGCGAAAUCAUCCUUGGGAAACAGUGAUUCCAAAUUAUCAAGCAAGCGUCAAAAAUCGAAUUCCAAAGUUAAAACUUCACCAUUCAACUCAGAUUUGCAAACAAAAUUAACAAGAGCUAAUACAUUUUCAUUUGAUCAACUGUUUUUCAGAAAUGGAAUAUCCUCCUCAUCAUCACCCUUGAGCUCCCCCUUAUUAUCUAAUUUCCCACAAAACAGGAGCGAUGACGUGACGCAGCCAAACAAAUUUAGCACAUUUCAUCCACCAUCCACUUCAUUUCGUCAGCAACCAUCGCCCCUACCACCAUUGCCACCACUACCACCACUACCACAACAACUACCACAACAACCACAACAACAAAAUUUCCUUUAUCAGCAUAGAAAAUCGUAUUCAUCCACUCUUUCCUCAUCAACAGUCUCCAUAUCUUCAUCUUGCAUAUCAUCAUUGCAUUCAACUAACUCAACAGAUAGUUUAUAUGAAACACCAUCCUUAUAUACCUUGGACAACAUAAACUCUCCAUCAUUGACAUCAAUGUCCGAUUAUUUUGAAACGAAAAAGCCAAACUUUUCAAUCUUACGACCAAUGGCUAAAAAACCAAUAAGCUCAUUACCACUAGUACCUUCAACAACAAUAGCAACAACAGCUCAUCAAUUUCAAUUUCCUAUAAAAAGACCUCCAAUUAAUAACAUUCCUUCUAAUUUCACAUCACCUGUCAUAUCUUCACCUUUGUCAGUUACAGAGACUCCUCGAAGCUCAUCAAAAUUGAGCUUGAUUGAUCCUAUUAAUGAUACACCUGUGGAUUUCUCAAUUCCGGCUAAAUACCAAGGGCACAAAAGAUCUAGCAGUUUAAUCAAUAGUGGUGGCACUUUUGGCAGUGUGUCUUUAGUUGAUGAAAUUGACGAGGUCGACGAAGAAGACGGGUAA